AUGACAAAUUUGAUAAAAAAAGACCUUGAAGUGCAGAUUAUACAAACCGACCCUUUGAUCGUGAAAGGAAUUGAGUCGCAGAUUCCGGCAUUGCAAGAUACGCAGUCGCAUCCUGCGGAAACCAUAGUUGUGCGAGUUUCCUUGUCACAGCCUGUGGAAACCCUAGACUUGCGACGAAAAGAUUCAUUGUCUGGUUUGUCAGCGAAGGAGAAAGAGGCUAUUCCGGUCAAUCUACAGCCCUCUCCUGAGAGAGUUGAGUAUGAUCUUGAAGUUGCUCCUGUGAGUAACCCUAGUGGUGCCAAAACUACAAACCGUUUCUCGGCGCUGCAAGAUUUGUGCAACGGCAAAGGUGAUUUGAUAGCUGAGACGGAUGAUGAGAUUUCUUCUGAUGCUGUGGUUCUUGUAGCUAAUAAGCCUGCUAAUUCUCUUAAUGAAUCGGUUCCAUCCCUAGCGAAUAUGUCGCAACCGGGGGUUGGUAAACUUCCUGAUGAUUCCUUUGAGAUUGAUAGCCAAGAAAACGAUGAAGAUAAUGAAGAUGGACGUUCGUGGUCUGAAGGUGACAAAGAGGAUGCACAGAUAACUAAGAAUGAACAAGGGGAACGCUUAGUCAAGAAAAAGCAUGGCCGGAAAUCGAAAGAGGUGCGCCCCAAACAAUUUGAAGGGAUUGAGCUGCGGCGGUCCCUUCGAAUUUAG
Messenger RNA from Oldenlandia corymbosa var. corymbosa, 693 nucleotides. The record is from the annotation of a GenBank genome assembly. Lineage: Eukaryota; Viridiplantae; Streptophyta; Magnoliopsida; Gentianales; Rubiaceae.